AUGGCCGCCUCUCUCAUCGGUACCUCUGCGCGCACAGCCCUCCGCUCCGGAGCUUCGGCUACCCAAAGAGCUGCUGGUGUUGCGGGCUUGACUUUUGCCCGCGGCAAGGCUACUCUGCCUGAUCUGCCUUAUGACUUCGGCGCCCUGGAGCCUUCGAUCUCCGGCAAGAUCAUGGAACUCCACUACAAAAACCACCAUCAGACCUAUGUCAACAGCUACAACCAGGCUUCCGAGCAGUUACAGGAGGCCCGAGCUAAGGGCGACAUCGCUGCUCAGAUUGCCCUCCAGCCCUUGAUCAACUUCCACGGCGGUGGCCAUCUUAACCAUAGCCUUUUCUGGGAGAACCUGGCCCCCAAGAGCUCCGGUGGCGGUGAGCCCCCAAGUGGUGCUCUGUCCAAGGCUAUCAACGAAACCUAUGGUGGCCUGGAGAACUUACAGGGCAAGAUAAACACUGCCUUGGCUGGAAUCCAGGGAAGCGGAUGGGCCUGGCUGGUCCGGGACAAGCAGACCGGCGACAUCAGCAUUAAGACAUAUGCCAACCAAGACCCCGUCGUUGGUCAGUUUGAGCCCCUUCUCGGUAUUGAUGCCUGGGAGCAUGCCUACUACCUCCAAUAUCAGAACCGCAAGGCCGAGUACUUCAAGGCCAUCUGGGAGGUCAUCAACUGGAAGACCGUGGAGAAGCGUUUCUCCGCAUAA
Aspergillus clavatus NRRL 1 is the source of this 696-nucleotide messenger RNA. It is a transcript of the gene sod2, whose product is annotated as superoxide dismutase sodB. Gene Ontology annotation, molecular function: superoxide dismutase activity; metal ion binding. The transcript has 4 exons. The record is from RefSeq and is a predicted model, not a curated record. Bases 1 to 696 code for a protein of 231 amino acids. Lineage: Eukaryota; Fungi; Ascomycota; Eurotiomycetes; Eurotiales; Aspergillaceae. Gene Ontology annotation, biological process: superoxide metabolic process. Gene Ontology annotation, cellular component: mitochondrion.